AUGCUCUCUCUCUUUCUAUCAGGUGUCUCAGAUUGUUUUACUGCAAUUCAAUGGUUCUCAUAUGCCCUUUCCAUUGAGAGGUGGAAAUUAGGAAAUUUAAGGCAAAAUAUAAUGUUGGUAAUUGUCGAGGAAGAUAAUAUGGAGAAAGAGUUUGAUUCCAAGCUUAGAAUAGAAAAAGAUCCUUCAUCAAAUGCUGGUAUCAACAAUCAUCCUCAGAGAUCCAAGAGCUUUGCGUUUAGGGCUCCACAAGAAAAUUUUAGCAUCCAAGACUUCGAAUUGGAGAAGAUUUAUGGAGUUGGUUCCUAUUCCAAGGUUGUGAGGGCAAAGAAAAAAGACACAGGAAAUGUUUAUGCCAUGAAGAUCAUGGAUAAAAAGUUCAUCACAAAAGAAAACAAAACUGCUUAUGUGAAAUUGGAGCGCAUUGUAUUGGACCAGUUAGAUCACCCUGGCGUAGUGCCAUUGUUUUUCACUUUUCAAGAUACUUUCUCACUCUACAUGGCACUUGAAUCAUGCGAUGGCGGAGAACUUUUUGAUCAAAUUACCAGGAAAGGUCGUUUGUCUGAGGACGAGGCUCGUUUUUAUGCAGCAGAAGUUGUGGAUGCUCUCGAAUAUAUACAUAGUAUGGGACUGAUACAUCGUGAUAUUAAGCCAGAGAAUCUGCUACUUACUACAGAUGGGCAUAUAAAGAUAGCUGAUUUCGGUAGUGUGAAGCCAAUGCAAGGCAGCCGAAUAACUGUCCUUCCAAAUGCAGCAUCAGGAAUGACCUGUGGGCGCUUGGAUGACAUUGAUCCGAGUAGGCGACCAGGGGCAGGUCCUGGUGGCUAUGCUUCACUGAAAAACCAUCCUUUUUUCAAAGGGAUUGAUUGGACAAACUUGAGGGAAGGAACUGUACCGCCUAAACUUGCUUUGGAGUCAAGGGCUCAAUUAACUGGAGGUCAAGAGCAAGGCUCAUUUUCAGCAACAAGAACAAAUGAUGAUGGUAAUGCAUCGGCUUCUGAAGCUGGUAGCAUAACUAGGCUUGCUUCCAUUGAUUCUUUUGAUUCAAAAUGGAAACAAUUCUUGGAGCCCGGAGAAUCGGUGCUCAUGAUCUCCAAUGUAAAGAAAUUGCAGAAACUGACAAACAAGAAAGUGCAACUUAUCCUGACGAACAAACCAAAGUUAAUUUAUGUGGAUCCUGCAAAACUUGUGGUCAAAGGAAAUAUAAUAUGGUCCGAUAAUCCUAACGAUCUCAGCAUUCAAGUCACAAGCCCUUCAAAUUUCAAGAUUUGCACACCAAAGAAGGUUAUGUCAUUUGAGGAUGCGAAACAAAGAGCAAUGCAAUGGAAAAAGGCAAUUGAGACCCUUCAAAGCCGGUGA
Molecule: messenger RNA, 1356 nt
Organism: Striga asiatica
Lineage: Eukaryota; Viridiplantae; Streptophyta; Magnoliopsida; Lamiales; Orobanchaceae
Source: the annotation of a GenBank genome assembly